Scylla paramamosain (green mud crab) is the source of this 1506-nucleotide messenger RNA. RefSeq lists its product as uncharacterized. The record is from RefSeq and is a predicted model, not a curated record. The coding region runs from base 1 to 1506 and encodes 501 amino acids. The transcript has 4 exons. Lineage: Eukaryota; Metazoa; Arthropoda; Malacostraca; Decapoda; Portunidae.
AUGAGGUGGAUCAUCAGAUCACCAAGACUGAUGACGGGGGGCACCACGCAUCAUAAGACUCCCACGCCCAUUAUUUGUCUUGCCGCCACAGCAAGGCCUCGCCACCGCUGUACCGUCACACUGCCACCGCUGUACCGUCACACCGCCACCGCUGUACCACCACACAGCCACCGCUGUACCGCCACAUCGCCACCGCUGCACCGCCAAAUCGUCACCGCUGUACCGCCACACCGCCACCGCUGCACCGCCACAUCGCCACCACUGCACCGCCACACCGCCACCGUUGUACCACCACACCGCCACCACUGCACCGCCACACAGCCACCGCUGUACCGCCACAUCGCCACCACUGCACCGCCACACAGCGACCGCUGUACCACCACACCGCCACCGCUGCACCGCCACAUCGCCACCACUGCACCGCCACACUGCCACCGCUGUACCGCCACACCGCCACCGCUGUACCGCCACAUCGCCACCACUGCACCGCCACACAGCGACCGCUGUACCACCACACCGCCACCGCUGCACCGCCACAUCGCCACCACUGCACCGCCACACUGCCACCGCUGUACCGCCACACCGCCACCGCUGCACCGCCACAUCGCCACCACUGUACCGCCACACCGCCACCGCUUUACCGCCACAUCGCCACCGCCGCACCGCCACACAGCCACCGCUGCACCGCCACAUCGCCACCACUGCACCGCCACACAGCCACCGCUGUACCAUCACACCGUCACCGCUGCACCGCCACAUCGCCACCACUGCACCGCCACAUCGCCACCGCUGUACCGCCACAUCGCCACCGCUGUACCGCCACAUCGCCACCGCUGUACUGUCACAUCACCACCGCUGCACCGCCACACCACCACCGCUGUACCGUCACACCGCCACCGCUGUACCAUCACACCGCCACCGCUGUACCGUCACACCGCCACUGCUGUACCGUCACACCGCCACCGCUGUACCGCCACACCGCCACCGCUGUACCAUCACACCGCCACCGCUGUACCGUCACACCGCCACCGCUGUACCGUCACACCGCCACUGCUGUACCGCCACGUCGUUACCACCGUACCGCCACAUCGCCAUCCCUCGCAGGCGUUUUCUCAAACCCGCCGUGUUGAUAGCGAUGCCUCUCCUGACAGCUCGGCACCGCAGCCCCUGUAUCAUUCUCGCUGUCCUACCGCUCACACCUCUCUCCACCCUCCACCCUUCAUCCAGCCAUCCUCUGCCCUUCAUCCAGCCAUUCUCCAGUUCUCCCUCCACCCUCUACCCUCCAUCCAGCCAUCCCUCAGGCCUCCCUUCCCUCCCGGGCGAGUGUCACAUUUCACGGCUUCUAUUUGUCAUCGUUCUCUCGGUAGCAAGGGCGCGGGUUUUCGAGAGUGGCGUGUGAGUGUUGCAACGCAGGAUAUUAGCAGAGAAAACACAAAAGAACCACCGCAGUGCAUCCUUACCCCAAUCCUUAACUCCUUUACGUCCUCUGCUGCUGGGAGUCCUUAG